Molecule: messenger RNA, 1569 nt
Organism: Danaus chrysippus (African queen)
Lineage: Eukaryota; Metazoa; Arthropoda; Insecta; Lepidoptera; Nymphalidae
Source: the annotation of a GenBank genome assembly
AUGUGCCUUAGUCGUGAGGUUGUUGGCCCCCAAACGGCCAGUGUUUCGGAUAUUUUGGUCAAGUUUGGAAGAUAUCAAAUAUUGCAAUACACUCUGGUCAGUUUACCUAUACUUUUUCUAUCUAUAAUUAAUGUUAAUUAUAUAUUUGUUGCUGGUGAUGUCAAAUACAGAUGUCGGAUAUCGGAAUGCGAUUCAUCAAAUGCAACAUACUCCGUCCCCUGGUUUCCGAACAACAUCGACCCAUGCACCAAACCUAUUAUAAACCACACUUACCUAACAAGUGGUAUAUGCACGAACAGCAGUUUUACGGGGGCUGUAGAAAAAUGCACGGAUUGGAUUUAUGAGAACCAUGACACUAUAAUCCCAGAGCUCAACUUAGCAUGUAAACCUUGGAAGAAGAAUUUGGUGGGAUUAGUCCAUAGCGCUGGAAUGGCCUUGGCGAUGCUUAUUGGUGGCGUGAUGGCUGAUCACUUGGGUCGCAAAAAUACUUUGAUUAUUUGCGGUCUAGGAUGUUUCAUAGGCAACUUCAAGACUCUGGCGUCGAACUAUAACUUAUAUAUAUUUAUAGAGUUUUUAGAAGCUGUAAUUUCCGGAGGAGUAUACACAUCAGGGGCUGUUUUAAUGGUUGAAAUUGCGGGCUUAAAUAAAAGAGUCCUUGCUGGAGUAUUAUUCUCAUAUUCAAUAUAUUCGGGAGAAGCAAUAUUUGCAUUAGUCGGAAUGGUAGUGCCGUAUUGGAAAACACUAAUCUAUAUAAUUUGUUCCCCACCUAUAAUAUUUCUUUCCUACUUUCUAGUAGUAAAUGAAAGUCCUCGAUGGCUUAUCCUAAAGGGAAAAAAUGAUCAGGCAAAAGAAGUUUUGAAAUCAAUGGCCAAAAGUAAUAAAAUUAAUAUUGAUUUUGAAGAUUUAUAUAAUAUGGAUGAAGAGAAACUUAAAUCUAUGUUCAACCUCGGAGGACCCGUAAAGAAACAAACACUUAUUGAGGCCUUCAAGAGCAGAGAAAUAGCAAUAAGAUUUUUAGUUGCAGCUUACUGCAGAUUUGCUUGUAGUUUUGUGUAUUACGGACUCUUGAUUAAUUCUGUGGUACUGCCAGGAGACAAAUACACAAACUUCUUUUUGGCAGCUAUGAUGUCAUUUCCUGGUGAAUUAAUAAGUAUGUUUCUUAUGAAUAAAAUUGGCAGAAAGUUACCAUUGAUAUUUGGAUUUCUAUUGGGUGGGAUUUCGUGUAUCGUAUCUGGAUAUGCCACACAAACAUGGCUGAAAAUUUUCCUGUUUUUGUUGGGGAAGCUGGUAGCAUCGUCAUGUUAUACAGGAGUCGUUACUUACACUGUUGAGUUGUUUCCAACAAGCGUUCGUGGAUCGCUCAUUGGGUUGUGCGCUCUUGCAUCAGCAUUCGGAAACAUGUUGUCUCCUCUUACUCCUGCUUUGUCUCCCGCCACUGCUUCAAUUUUUUUCGGAUGCGCGGCGUUCUUAGCAAGCUGUCUUCUGUGCCUCACUCCUGAAACCAAAGACACUCCUCUCCUGGACACUAUUGAACAAAUUGAUAACAAGAAACAGAGGAGUGAUAAAUAA